Messenger RNA from Fusarium sp. VM40, 3585 nucleotides. Lineage: Eukaryota; Fungi; Ascomycota; Sordariomycetes; Hypocreales; Nectriaceae. The record is from the annotation of a GenBank genome assembly.
AUGGGUCCAAAGGCCGUGCAGUACAUUAACCAGCUGGACCAUGCCCGCUGCGAUGGCAACUGGGACCUGGUCCCGGAGCUUGUUCGCAAAGUCCGCAAGCAUGCUCCUGAGAGAGCCUGCCUCGCACUGACCGCCGAGACCGAAUGCGCCAUCGCCAAAACGACGGGAGCCGGUACAGCAACUCACGCCCAAACUGAAGGUCGACCAGCAACUGCCAUAAACACAAGCGAAAUCAACGUUGCAGAGCAACUACCGAAGCUCGAGGCGGCAAUUGACGAGGAAGCUGCACAUGAGAACGAUAGAUUCCAGGCCGAGGUUUGUGCUGGAUGGCUGCACUGGAUACUAGAAGACUACAACCAGUGUGUUACUCGACUACCCGAGAACAACCUCGCAGAAGGAGAGAUCAACCCGGCCGACAGAAGUGCCGAAUGGACAAGUGUCUGCGCACUCAAAGCAGCGUAUCUCAAGGCUAACUGCCUUGCGCGCAGCGGCGAGUUGAAGCAAGCCCUUGUCUCCUUUCGAGCUGGCCUUCCGUCUCUUGCUCGAGUAUGGGCAGACCAAGGCAUGGGACGGCAGCUUCGUUACUGGUCAGAACUGUUUCUGACCGAAUACUGUAUGCUCUCAGGUGAAGCCUACCGAAACAACGAGAUUCCCCAAGGCGACGCCGACUCGCUGGCCGGUUAUCGUGCGUGGGCAAGAUUUUGGGACACCAUGUCGACCCCCGUUACUGGAGGACAAGGCUUCAAGGGCUCAGUCCCGAGAAGGACUGUAUGGAGAGAGUACUAUCUUGCCCUUUCGCAAAUCCUUGAGUACGACCAACCUUUCCCGACUGGGUUUGUGAGCAACACAGCAGGUAAUCUUUCCCCCAGGAGUCAGCUGCGGAUAGAGCUUAAGCAUGCCGAGACCACGUAUCAGGCCCUUUUGCUGGGCGAAACCAGCUUCCCCAGAGCUGAAGAGGAGCGUGAGGAAGUUGAAGCAUUUGUCAAUCAGGUACUACGAAACUGGUCUGUCCUCUGCGGUCGAGGAUGGAGUGAUAAGGAUCUUGGUCAGGGCGGACGAAGCAGCCUAAGUCGUGGAGUCCUUGAUAUCCUUUACAGCGCAUCCAUGAAGACCUACCAUUCGACAUCUAUUCUGCGCUCCCUCUUUCUCGUCCACCUCUCGGUUGCUGAAUUCGAUCUUGCUUUCAAGGCCUUCGACUCUUACCUCGAGAUCGUCAAGAAGGGCAAGGCUCGCGUUGACAAGACAGGACAUAUCGAGCCUAGCCUGGACGACGACGCUACGGUGCUUGAGACAAUCGCACAAUGCAUUUUGGCUCUUUGCCGGUAUGGCCAACGGCCUGCUGCAGAGAAGGCGCACCAACUUGGAUUAGAAUUGGAAGAUUGGUUGGCUAAGUUACCGCAGAUAGCCUCGCCAGAGAACCCUACUCCCGCUAUCGCAGAGAAUGAUGAGAUCAACGCGCCACAUCCACCUAUGCCGCCUCACACCGUUGCUCUGGCGUGGCAGGCUAUCGGCUUGUCACAGGCUCACUGGUCAAGAAUAACACAUGAAGCCUCGGCUAGGACUGAAAUUCAGCAGAAGGCCAUUCGCUGUCUAAGAAAAUCACUCUCAGCCGAGCUUGGCCGCUCGAAAGAUAUUAGGAGUUUCUACGCUCUGGGUCUGCUUUUGGCUGAGCGAAGAGAGCUGACUGCUGCGAUUGAGAUUACCAGAACCGCAUUAACAGCGAGCAAAGAUCAGGAAGAGAAUUAUGAUCUGGUAUAUGGGCCGUAUUGGCAAGAGCGCUCUCUUAUUCCUGUGUGGCAUCUGCUAGCUCUUCUUCUCAGUGCUAGGCAGGAUUACACCAUGGCUGCGAGGGCUUGUGAGGGUGCUCUGGAACAGUUUAAGGAUACUACAGUCUUGUUUGGUAAGGCCGACCAAGGCUUUAGAAGUGAGCAUCUCAACGAAGCUGAGAAGAAUGCUACAUCCGACGAGCGACAUGGUUUGGUUGAUGAUAUGGACGAUGCUGAGAAGGAGAGCAUCUUGGAAGUCAAGAUGACCCAGCUUGCACUGGUCGAGCUACUUGAAGGUCCCGAUGUGGCUGUCAAUGCCAGUUUUGAGUUGUUAACCCUGUUCUCGAGACUGUUUGGUAACGUGGCGGCACAGCCCACGCUCAACCCUCCCAAGGCCCUUGAGCCACCAAAGACUUCUGGUACGCUCAGAAGCAUUAGAGGGACCAUUUUCGGUGGCCACGAUCGAUCUCGGCCACCUACAAGGCAGGUCUACACGGCUGUCGGUGACAGGAACCCCAGACCUCAAACCGCAGCAACAGUCCGCAGUAGUGCACCAGCGAUUCAAGUUACUGGCGAUAAUGGAACCCUAGCAGAGUCGCGACCACGAACAUCAGCAUCUUCUGUCCGUCGUAAUAGAAGUGCCACAGGCAGAAGUAACAGUCUUCAGAAGCGCGAGCGAAGCCACACCCGACAACGAUCUUCCAGCAUAGGAGCUAUCUCAACGUUGCAUGGGCCUACGGUUGUCGAUGGUGAUGUCUUCUUCACACCAGCUGGUCCAGGCGGUGUAGUUGAAGAGAACAAGCAGCAGUCAGACUUCUUUACCAUGCCGGGUAAACGACAAACUCCAUCAAGAGGUUCGUCUUUCGCAAGGGCACGACCCGUGGGACAUCUCAACUCGUAUCUCUCGACCCAGUCCAAGUCGACCGACUACUCGGAGCUAUCGGUAGACAACGCUUACGCUUCCACUUGUAUUCUACCCCUGAUCCACUUCCACAAGGACAAGGAACGAGCUCAACGAGUGGCUCUCCUGGUAAGGGUUUGGCUCAUGAUCGCCGGUUUUUAUCGUCGCGCAGACAUGCGGGAGGAUUCGAAGGGAGCCAUUACCGAAGCACAGAGACUUAUUCAGAGCUUGGAGUCUGAUCUGGCUAGAGAUCCUUCUGGCUCAGGUGCUCUGAAAACCCCAAGCUGGGCUGAAAAGAAGAGUGUAGAGGACCUGUGGAGUGAUUUAUACGCAGAGUUAGGACAAUUAUCUCUAUCAAAGGGGGCACCUUACACAGCCCGUAACGAUUUCGAGACUGCCCUGACACACACGCCUAACCACUCGAGCGCUAUCGUCGGGCUCGCAGGCAUUCUCCUCGAUAUCUAUAGUGAAGAUCUUCUUCCACCGCCUUCAGUCCCCCCUUUGGAGGAUGCCCUACUCAAUCUUAGUCUUGGAAACAAAUCAACACCCGGUUCAACCAGCUACGGAGUGUCCCCCCUGCCCUCAACACCACUUGGUCUGGGUCCUUCAACAGAGUUCCAAUCCUCCCACAGACUCCCCAUGGAUGAUGACGAGCUUCCCGCUACCUACAAAGCAACCCGCCUACCCGUGGUGGACCGUCUUGCCGCUCGAGAUCGCGCGUACGCUCUUCUUUCUACCCUCACCAAACUCGGCUCUGGCUGGAACUCGUCUGAGGCAUGGUUCGCGCUCGGUCGCGCUUACGAAGAGAGUGGUCAGCCUGACAAAGCAAAGGAGGUGCUCUGGUGGUGUGUCGAACUUGAAGAAGGGACUGGCGUUCGAGACUGGCGUUGCCUGACCAGUGGAGGCUACAUUAUUUAG